CAUACGAUUGGCUCUUGGGUGGUUGAGAGUUAGAGUUAAAAAAAAACUAUAUUUAUACGAUCUAAUCCAAAAUUAACUAAUUAUGAAUCAUGUCAGUCAUGAAAUCCUACGUAUAAAAUCAUCUUUCACAUCUUAAUUAUAACGUGCAGCCCCUUUGUCAAUCCACUGAUGAAUGGAGGCCUCCUCCCCACGCCGUGUCUGUCGGCCUUGGUGGUCGUUGAGCCUCGCGUCACGCUGGUCAGUGCAGGUUUGGCAAGGGAGGAGGGCUGCCACAACUACGGUAGUUCCGCUCGCCACUGCUGUGUUAGCCUUUGCGGAAAUCGAGCUCCCGGUACCGCUGUGCCACUUGCACCCGUUUUAUGCCCAUCUUAAAGCCAACUAUAAAUAAGUGCUGUUUUGCACGUGUUCACUUGUGCGGAGGCCUUUUUGUUCUGUUUAACGCCACGUAGGCUUUCGCGACCAGUGUUAUUCAUUGUUCUGUAAUGGGACGUAAUGACAUUUUGAAGACUAUAAUGAAACUAAAGGUUAUUUGUUGUGUAAGGUCACGGUGACACUGACCCGCGGCUGGAGUCCAAUACCGUAUCCAGCAUAUUGGAAGGUACCAGAAAGGCCAUGUCAUCUGAAUUCAAGGCGAUAUUUUCAGUGGAUGGGCAGAACUUGACUUGUUUGUUUUCCACUGCACGAAUUCUGAUGUUUGUGGAAGUUCUUUUCAAGCCUGGCAGAGCUUAUGGGAAGUAAAAAAACGGUUAGAAUUCUCCACACGUACAAUUGCCUCUGCCAGCAUGGAAUUCACUUCCCACCCCGCCAUCAUUGGAAAAUAAUCUUGAGAGGCAACAUCUGGUUUAAUUGCUGCCACUGUUCAAGGUCGAUAAAAAGAGGAAGGCCUUGAACUUCCCCCGAGCCUUCCUCGUUUCCUCUACCAAUGACUGUUUCGCUGUGUAAAAUAAGAUAAAUAAGACUCCCUUUCCCCUGCUAGUCCAAGUUGCGACGUUUUUCUUCUACAGAGUAUUGGGGUCCAUUUGCACUUACUACACUAUACUGUGUUAAUCCGAAUUGCAAUUGUGACAUUUAAUGGGAAAAUACACCGCUUUAUGUGAGCCGCUACACAUGUCUGCGUGUCUAAUCGGACACAAGCAUGUUGAGUAUAUAAUGUACAAUAUCAAUUUGGUUUUAUUAAAUUAUAUUUUUUAAUCAAGCAAAUUUACACGUACCUGUUUUGUAACUUACAUAUCUAUAAAUGAAAACUACUUAAAACAACCGAUGCCAUCGGUGAAUGGGGAAUAAUAAUAAUAUUAAUAAAGAAUCAGAACCGGUUGGUUGAGUUGGGCUGCUGCCUCAAUAAGAGGCAUUGCGACGUUGCCUGGUGCUUUGUGUUUUUUAUGCCAUCUCAUGCAGUCGGACUUCUCGGUUUGGUCGGUUGUUACUGUCUGCAUACAUUCUGGGUGUCUGCCACAUUGUUACGUGGUAAAUGAAUAGGACAAGACAAUCUUGUGGUUUGUUCCACAAAGAACAGGGGGCCUAUGGGCAAUAAGGGGUCAAGGGAACUCCGGCCGCGGUCAGACUCAUCGUGGAUUAAGUAAGUUGCCUAUUUCUUAACUAAACACUAAUCAAAUACAGUACAUUAUACAAUAACAUAAUCAAACAUAAACAUUAAGUGAACUUUACAUUUUUAUAUUGAGGGCAGAAGUCCAUGAUUAUGAUGAUGACAAUGAGACAAUGGGGGGGUGGGGCGUGGGGAGGAAUGGCUCAGCCCCACCCUCUUCCUCCGGGCCAUUAAUGACAUGUGAGUGGGCAGGUGAGGAAGCAGGCACAGUGGUGAUGUUGGCUGGAUCGGUGGUGCUGUUUCGGUUCAUUAAAAAAAAGUUAGGCUGGAUGGAUGCUGCAUUAUUUUGUCUUGUGUAACUGCAUCUGGAGCAGCUUCAGCGCGUGAAAACCCCAGUAAAUGGCAAAUGUCAACCGGUUGCGGGAGAAUCUUCCUGGCUUCGUGGAGGCCCUGAGGACGUGCGUCGAGCCUGUCCUCGAUGUCCUGCUGGCGAGGGGAGCGCUCGUGGAGGAUGACGUCCACCGCGUGCGCGCCGGGAGGGUUCCCGACGACAAGGCGCGAGAGCUCCUGGCGAGGCUACGUGGCAGGGGCGAGGAGAGCUGCGAAAUAUUCCUCCGAGUCAUGGACGGUCAGGAGUACGCUUCGCAGACCGCGCGGAGCCCCCAACGGCAGAGGCAUCGGGAGUGCCUGAAGAAAAGGCACAAGGUUGUGCAUGAAUACGGGGUGUCCGGGCAAAGCGGCAAGAUGGUCUGCUCUCAUUACGUGCCGACGACCAUCGUCGCCAGCAGAAAAGUGACGGACAGGCCCAGCAACGAGGUGCUGGACAACAUCGAGAGGUACCAGUCGCUCUCCAACGAGGACGGUUCCUUCACGCGCGUGCUGGAGAACGAGCGGAUAUUCCUGGACGUGGCGGGUCAGGCGCCCCGGCUUGUGCUCGUGCUGGGCAUCGCCGGGGUGGGGAAGUCCACGUUUCUCCAGAAGAUCAUAUGCGACUGGGCAGACGAGGUGGCCUUCCUGCAGUUUCACACCAUCUUGCAUUUCACCUUCAAGCUGCUGAAUCAGGAGGAGCUGGAACGAGAGAUGAGCUUGCACGACCUGGUCGUCAAACACUACAGCCACCUGAAGGAUGAGUUGGAGAAGAUGCUUAAGGACGAGCAGGAAGGUCUGCUCGUCAUCUUCGAUGGUCUGGACGAAAGCAAGCUCGACCUGAAUUUUGAGACGACUCCGAUAUGCACCGAUGUGCGUCGCCCCCAGAGUCUGCCCCACAUGCUCGUGAAUAUCCUUCGGGGAAGCCUGCUCGAAAAUGCGACGGUUAUGGUGACCUCCAGGCCAGCUGCUUGUGGGACAAUACCUGAAGACAAGGUGCAGCUUUUUGUUGAAAUUUUGGGGUUUUCAAACGAGCAGAGGAAAGAGUACUUUUUAAAACACUGCGGAGAAGAGGAAAAAGCUAAGAAUGUCCAACGAUAUAUCAACAUGAAUAAACCCCUUUUAUUGAUGUGUCACAUUCCAGCAUUUUGCUGGAUAGUCACUCACUCUUUGAAGGAUAUGCUGCCACAGGGACAAAGCGAUCCAAGCAAUGGCCCGCAGACCAUGACCGAAAUAUAUUCCACCUUCCUAAAACUCAUCAUCUCCUAUCACGGCACAGAGGACACACGGAGCGUUCGCGUCCUGUGCAGGGACCUGACGAAGUACCGUGAGUGGAUUCUCAAUUUGGGGAAGGUCAGCUUUCUUGGCAUGCUCUCUCAAAGCUACGAGUUUACCGACGAGUUCCUGCGAGCCAACGGCGUGGUGCUGUCCAACGUCCCCAGCAUGUUCCUGCGUGAAUUCCUGAAGCAGGAGAACAUGUCGUGCAGGCAGGUGUUCCACUUCACUCACCUCACGCUGCAGGAGUAUUUGGCCGCGCUCUACUUCGUCGUCGCGGUACUCCCGUCCUGCCGGCUAUAUUUCGGCGCGGAGUACGGCCCGGCGGCUAGGAUGGCAGCUCGGGGCAGGGCGUGGGUCAGCAGGCUCUUCAACCGGCAGAGGCACCUCCGGAGGCAGUUCUUGUGCGCCGUCAGGGCGUCGCAAGAACGCUCGGGCAAAGGCCGCCUCGACAUGUUCUGCCGCUUCGCAGCGGGACUCCUGUCGGAGCGAACGCAGCAGCUGCUGCCGGGCCUGUUGGGCGAGCGGAGCAGCCCCGAUGCAGCUGCUGUGGCGGCCAAACUGGAAGUGAUGGUGACCCACGGCGAGCUCCCGCCGGAGCAGUCGAUCAACGUCCUGUACUGCCUGCAGGAACUGCGCAUCACCAGCAUUGUGGAGCCGGUGAAGUUGCUGCUGCACGGAAGGGGGAAGGUCGAAACGUUGCGCCCGUGUGACUACACGGCACUAGCCUUUCUGCUGCAGCUGGAGCUGACGACGUCCUCCCGGCAAGAACUGCCACUCUGGCUCGAGGGUUGCGACCUGAACCACGAAGGCCUCCGACGCCUCCUCCCCAUCCUUCCGCUCUACUCCAAGAUGUGCUUCAGCAACAACAAACUGGGGGAGAAGGGAGCAGAGGUGAUUGCUGAAGCCCUGCGCAGCGAGGAUUGUCGGAUAAAGGCUCUCUACAUUACUCACAACAAUGUCGGUGCCGAGGGAGCCAGACAUGUGGCAGAGGCCCUGAUGGUGAACACGAGCUUGGAUGACCUCAGGUUCGCCUGCAACAAAAUCGGUGCGGAGGGAGCGCGCUACAUCGGAGAGAUGCUGAAGGUCAACACAACUUUAACCAACUUGAGGUUGAGAGACAAUCAUAUGUGCGACGAGGGAGGAAGAUAUAUCGUCGAAGGUCUUCGGCUCAACAGAGGAAUGAAGGAGAUCUGGCUGUAUGAUAACAACUUCACUAAAACAACCAAAGAUAUGCUGAAAGUCUUGAAGGAGGAGAAGGCCGACCUAGAGAUCUACUUCGAAGGAUCUUGAAAAUGAGCGUUUUAUCAUCAUCAUCAUCGGCCAUUUCCACUCCGUUGCUGCAUAAAGAGAGGUGUGCAGUUCAGUUAACGUCGACAGAGGCGAUUGAUUUUAUGAAGCUCAACAUUGAUCGUACCUUCACAGAUACGUCGGUGAGCAGCUUUGCGAUGAGUGAUUACACUGAAGACUCGAGAAGAGUACGUGUAGAAUUAGUUGCACCCUCUGGGGUUUCUUCAAUAUGACUCUUGAUCUACACCAGAUGGUGCAGUGGCUGGAACGAUGUGACCCACAACUCAAAGAAUACUGGGUUUCAAUCCAAGCCAAGGUGGUCGCUUAUUUCCUCAGGUAAUGCGUAAAGCACUGUAUCCUUUUGGAAUGGUCAUGGUCAGCAGUACAUCACUAAAUGCUGGAAGAUAUUUGUCAAGGCAUAUCUACACCAGGUGGCAUGCCUCGUGAAGUCUCUUCAUCCAGUACUGCCGUUGUCCACCCAAAAUGUAAAAGUAUACACCGCAGUAUAUUGUCGACCACUCGUCGUGGUGGAGUACUGUGGGUACCUGACGUUUUAAUACCUGUUUGGCCGGUAUUCAAAUGAUAAAAAGUGGAAUUUGGAGGCCAUCCAUCUGUUUAGGCACUUUUCAAGUGUCAAAGUUAAUUUCGUUUAGCCAGAUGAGAACUCAUUUGCAAGAGUGUUACAGUCGCCAAAAUGACAAGCAAAACAAGAAAUCCAAACCGAAAACAACCAUCACAUGAGAAAUCAAACAUAUUGCACGAACAUGACUCACUGUUAAAUCAAAGUUACAUAUAAAAUUCCCUUUAGUGCAAAUCGGCUCGGGCAAAUCAUUUUAGACUGAUAGUAGAAACACAAAAUGAAGUUACAGGUGACUGUGGCACUAAUAUGUGAAUAGACAAGGAUAUGAAAUGCCAUUCCGAGUGAAGUUAUCAACAUGUGUGGCAUUGUGAGCGGGGCAGACCUUUUACAGAACAAUGGGGUCAAGAGGUCACCACAGGCGUUGAAGCCAUCACCCCUCACCAUUGCUGCCUUGUGCUAGAUCGCACGACCGUUGCCUCGUGUGAAGCACUCCAGUGCCUUUUUGCUAUGAUAGAAAUCUCGUCUUAACGGCCAUGGCUUUCUGUUACUACUGCGGGGUGACCCCAAGUGAAUUGCGGUUUGACCUUUUUCAAGUCGGUGUUUAGUUUUCUUUCGUCUCACGCAAUAAUUCCAAGUUCAGCAUUGUAAUUUGAAUGUCAUAUCUGUACUAUAUAUUUGGUGUGUACAGGGUAGACUUAAAAACAAAUUAUGGAAACAAAAAAAUCUGUACAAAUAUAAUCGCAGCUCCUCCUCGUGGGCAACUGGCAUGGCAAGUUGCAAUCGGAUCAGAUGCAGAGAUCACGUGACGAGUCGAUGUCUCGCCCUCUUUAAAAAAGAUGUGGUGGCUUUUAAGUCUAGAUGCGAGGCAAUAGUUUGGCUUGUUAAUAUUUUUUUACGUGUGCGACGGUAUGGAGAUGGUGGUGUGGUGACGUGGAGUUAUGGUGUGGUGAGUUGGUCUGAUGGGCCAUGAUGGGCCGCUUGAGUCAUGUGAACUGCAGAUGAUCUCACUCUAUAGACCAGUCAUU
Lethenteron reissneri (Far Eastern brook lamprey) is the source of this 6079-nucleotide messenger RNA. Its product is annotated as NLR family CARD domain-containing protein 3-like. Gene Ontology annotation, molecular function: protein binding. The record is from RefSeq and is a predicted model, not a curated record. Lineage: Eukaryota; Metazoa; Chordata; Hyperoartia; Petromyzontiformes; Petromyzontidae. Gene Ontology annotation, biological process: regulation of apoptotic process.